Parnassius apollo (apollo) is the source of this 1347-nucleotide messenger RNA. The record is from the annotation of a GenBank genome assembly. Lineage: Eukaryota; Metazoa; Arthropoda; Insecta; Lepidoptera; Papilionidae.
UUGCAAAUUACGUCAAAUAAGACUAAUAAAUUUCAGGAGCUUGGCUUGGACAUCACCGAUGAGCAGAUCGCAGAGCUCGAGUCUGCUGUCCACGACAUCGACUUUGCAUCCGCAGCGGAGCAUGAGAAGAAAGUGCGUCAUGACGUCAUGGCUCACGUCCACACGCUCGCAGCGAGAUGUCCUCUAGCCGCUCCCAUUAUACACCUUGGUGCUACAUCGUGCUAUGUGGGCGACAACACCGAUCUUAUAGUGUUAAGAAAUGGACUGGAUUUACUGCUACCUAGACUGGCUGCUGUAAUAAGUCGCCUUGCAAGAUUCGCUGAUGAGUACAAAUCACUGCCCAUUCUUGGCUUCACCCAUCUACAGCCAGCGCAGUUAACUACCGUUGGUAAGCGGGCCUCGCUUUGGCUAAAUGAUCUACUUAUGGAUGAACGUGCUUUGUCUCGUGCGAGGGACGACUUGCGUUUUAGAGGUGUCAAAGGUACAACAGGUACUCAAGCUUCUUUCCUCCAGCUGUUUAAUGGAGACUCUGCAAAAGUGCGAGCGUUAGAUAAGCGUGUUGCGGAACUCGCUGGAUUCGAUAAACGCUACAUUGUAACUGGACAAACCUAUUCAAGGAAAGUGGAUUUAGAAGUGAUUUCUGCUCUGUCCGGUCUGGGGGCGACGGUACACAAGAUGUGCUCUGAUAUACGCAUUCUGGCUUCAAGAAAGGAAUUAGAAGAGCCAUUUGAAUCGUCACAGAUUGGGUCUAGCGCUAUGCCCUAUAAAAGAAAUCCGAUGAGAUCAGAGCGUUGCUGCGCCCUCGCCCGUCACUUGAUAACUCUUCACGCUAAUGCUGCUAACACCCACGCAGUACAAUGGCUUGAGCGUACACUCGAUGAUUCUGCCAACAGACGUAUCACACUUGCUGAAGCGUUUCUUACUGCUGACGCUACCCUAAUAACACUUCUCAACAUUUGUCAAGGCUUGGUAGUUUAUCCUAAAGUUAUUGCUCGGAAUAUUGCACAAGAACUUCCGUUUAUGGCAACUGAAAAUAUUAUUAUGGCAAUGGUGCAAGCGGGAGGUGAUCGCCAAGUUUGUCAUGAAAAAAUAAGGGUGUUGUCUCAUGAAGCUGGAGCACAAGUGAAACAGCAUGGUAAAGACAAUGAUUUAAUCGAUCGUGUAAAGAAAGAUCCAUAUUUUAAACCAAUUAUUUCUCAACUUGACAAUAUUCUGGACGCUUCUACGUUUAUUGGGAGAGCGCCCGAGCAAGUAACUGAGUUUAUUGAAGAGGAAAUCGAUCCUUUGCUAACUAAAUAUAAAGAUGUUUUGGCAGAUCUAGAAAAACAAGUUGCUUUAAACAUUUAA